UGUACUUGGUUGACAUUUUUAUGGCAACGAGUGAUUUUUCCUGCGAUAAUCUAAUCUUUAAAGUUAUAGAGUGGAAGAACUGUUAUUCACUAUAAUUUAACAUAAGUGUUACAACAGAAAAAAAAAAUUUGUAGUCUUGAUAAUAAACUAAUAAAAAUUCCGUUAUGCGUUCGAAUAAGCCCCGCUCGAAUGUGUAUGGCUUUCUUGUUGUGUGAAAUUAUUGUCUUAUUCUGCUAUUGUAGACCAACUGUUUACAGUUUUACAUAAUUUUAUGUUAAUUUUGUUUUAAUAUCAAGAACAGCUAGCAUGUGCUAAGUCAAAUAUUUUCUGACAUAACCUUUAUUUGAUUAAGGAACAUUGCAUAUUAACUGACACAUAUAGUAGAUAAACCAAAUAUUGAGAACAGCAUAAUUUAUUGCUCUCUUUUAUAGAUUUAAAAUUGUAUUUUUUGAAACAUGGCUGAUCAAACUUGUUGUAUUGGUACAUGUACAUUUUCUCAUUCUAACCAGAAGUUUUUUAAGUUUCCAUUACAUAAUGUAGCAUUACUUUAUGCGUGGUUAAAAGCAAUGGAUUAUGAUAAUUCAUUUGAUAUAACUGAAAAUACAUUAAUAUGUAGUGCUCAUUUUAAAAAUGAUGAUUUUAUUUUGGAAAAUGGUUCUUAUGAUAUUUCUCCAACAGCUAUUCCAUCAAAGUUCAAAUAUGAAAUCUCAAAGUUAAAUGAAGAAACAUAUAUUUCAAAUACAUACAGUAAUAAUAUAAAUAAUACUGUUGGUAAUAGUACAGUAUUUAACUCUGGUACAGAUUAUGAAAUUCAUUUGUUGCCUAAUGCUAAUGAAUCUUCUAAUUUUACUCAAGAUAAAUCAGAUGAAAAUGAUAACCAAGAAGUAUCACAUCAAAUAUUUCCAACUACAAGAAUUAAUAAUGACCAAAAUGAAUUGCUUUAUAGUGAUCAUUCAACUAAAAAUAAUAACAUACCACAAAGAAGUUUUUCUAUUUACCCUUCUUCAUUAGAAUCUACGAGUAAUUCUGGAAUUGAAAUAAGUAAUCCACGUACUAUUGGAAAAUCAAUUUUAUACCAGGAGACCAAUCAAGACUUAGAUAAUCCAGAUUAUUGGAUGCCUGUAAAACACCGUUGUAAAUCCAUUUUAACUAAUAAAUAUGCUAAACAAUUAAGAUUAAUUGCCAAUUCAAGAAAUAGGUUCAUUACAAAAUAUGAUAAGAAGGGUUCUGGAUCCAUAAAUGCAAUUGAUAUUAAUCUAAGGUACUUAACACUAAGAAAGCUUUUAUAUGAAACUGAAAACAAAUUAGUGGUCAAUAAUUUUGACACAUCAAAAUAUCCAGCUUUUCGGUUAAAUAAUGACAUGGAAAUAUCUAAUAUUAUUAAUACCUCACUAGGAGCCAUAAAUGGCAAUUCGUCUACUAAUAAAAAUUCUUGGUCACACCCUGAUAACAGUUUCUCAGAAGUUUUACCAUCAGCUGACGAUGAAAAUUUAAUUUUAUAAAUAAUAACUAUUUGUAAAUAUAUAUGUAAUAUUUUUAUAUUUAUUCCAGGUAUGUUUGGUGAAUUAAUUAGAACUACUAUUAAUUUAAUUUUGUCUUGAAAAUUAUUUCACCAAUAAAAAAAAAUCUAAAUAAUUUGAUUAC
Molecule: messenger RNA, 1644 nt
Organism: Sipha flava (yellow sugarcane aphid)
Lineage: Eukaryota; Metazoa; Arthropoda; Insecta; Hemiptera; Aphididae
Product: THAP domain-containing protein 5-like
Exons: 5
Coding region: 456-1502 (348 amino acids)
Source: RefSeq, a predicted model, not a curated record